UACAAUGAUUAUUGUUAUCAGCAUUGUAAUCGGAUAUGUCAUCUACCUCGUCGUUGUUAAUUUUCAACAGAUAUUGGAAUUAUGGAGAAUUAAUCGAAAAUGUGCACAGAAUCUCAGCAUGGUAAAUGGACCACCAGCUCUACCACUAGUCGGGUCAGCUCAUCUCUUUAAAUGGAAUCCAUAUGCGUUCACAUUUCAAAUGGAAGGUUGGGCACAGAAAUAUUUAUUCGGACGCGCGAAAUACGGAGAAAUCGCUGCUCCAAAUAAUGAGGUCGAUGGGAUCAUGCUUCUCUGGAUUGGCCCAGUUCCAAUAGUUUUUCUUGGGACUUCUGAAUGUAUUCGGCCUGUCCUGGAGAGCAACACAAAUAUUUCAAAACCAAGUCAAUAUGAUAAAAUGAGUGAAUGGAUUGGUACUGGAUUGUUAACGAGUACUCAUGAAAAGUGGUUCCAUAGACGGAAGAUGCUUACACCAACAUUUCAUUUCACAAUUAUUCAAGACUAUUUCCCGGUUUUCGUGAGAAAUGCAGAGGUCCUAGCUGAUGCAGUCGAGCUUCAUGUGGACGGUGACUACUUUGAUGCGUUCCCAUAUUUCAAGAGAUGCACACUUGAUAUUAUCUGUGAAACCGCAAUGGGAAUCCAAGUGAAUGCUCAACUAGGACAUAACAAUGAAUAUGUGCACGCAGUGAAAAGAAUCUCAGAAAUUGUCUGGAAUCAUAUGAAAUUCCCAUGGCUUUGGUUGAAACCAAUAUGGUACUUGACGGGAUUAGGUUUCGAAUUCGAUCGAAAUGUUCGGAUGACUAAUAAUUUUGUUAGAAAGGUCAUCCAAGAACGGAAAGAACUACUGAACGAGGAUGGUAACGAAGCUUCUGAAAAGAAACGAAAAGCUUUUCUGGAUCUACUUUUGACUAUUCAAAAAGAAGAAGGAACACUUUCUGACGAAGAUAUUCGAGAAGAAGUUGACACUUUUAUGUUUGAAGGUCACGAUACAACAUCCAGUGGAAUUGGUUUUACAAUUCUUUGGCUCGGCUUCUAUCCAGAAUGUCAGAAAAAAUUGCAAAAAGAACUCGAUGAAGUAUUCGGUUUCGAGACAAAUCAGCCUCCUUCAAUGGAUGAUAUUAAAAAGUGUUCAUAUCUGGAGAAGUGCAUAAAAGAAUCAUUGAGAAUGUUCCCUUCCGUACCAUUGAUUGCCCGACGGCUAUCAGAAGAUGUCACAAUUAAUCAUCCUAGUGGUCAAAAGAUUGUCCUUCCUGCAGGACUUGCUGCUUGCGUAUCCCCAAUUGCAGCUGCUCGGGAUCCUCGUGCAUGGCCCGAUCCAGACACCUACAACCCGGAUAACUUUGACAUUGAUGCGAUAGCAGGUCGAGAUCCAUACGCCUAUAUUCCCUUCUCGGCAGGUCCUCGUAAUUGUAUUGGACAAAAGUUUGCACUUUUGGAGCAGAAAACAAUAUUAUCGACUUUCUUCCGCAAGUAUGAAGUGGAAAGUUUGCAGACAGAAGAAAACCUUCGACCAGUACCAGAGCUUAUUCUCAGACCGUAUAACGGUAUGAAAAUUAAGAUAAAACGACGGGAAGCUGCGGAUUAUGUAGUCUUGUGAUUUUUUUGAUUGGAGUUUGAUUACCUAUCUAUGUAUCAUAUUUGUCAUUUUAUAAAUGAAUUAUAGCGAUGGAAAAAUAAAAUAAAUUUUCAAGAAA
This is a messenger RNA of Caenorhabditis elegans, 1691 nucleotides long. It is a transcript of the gene cyp-32A1, whose product is annotated as Cytochrome P450. The coding region runs from base 5 to 1594 and encodes 529 amino acids. NCBI's taxonomy places the organism in Eukaryota, Metazoa, Nematoda, Chromadorea, Rhabditida, Rhabditidae. The record is from RefSeq and is marked reviewed. The transcript is spliced from 8 exons.